AUGAGUAGUAUUGUGAAGAAGUCCUCACACUUCGCCCCGAAAGUUAAAAAGAGGGUUACCAGAAAUAACAAGGCGGCCCAGCCCACUCCCCCUACAACCCAGGAGUCACAUGCUUCUCCUGAUCCAACACAGAUAACGCAGCCAGAUGAGGCUUCGAUUUCCACACCUCCAACUACGCAGGCCACAGGUGGCCUUACGGAUUUAUCAAAGUAUGAAAUUGCAACUCCUAGCGAGAAGACUUCUGACGAAAAUACCGAAGAAGCUGAAAUCGUGGAUCCCAAAGAUACAUCGAAGGUUACCAAUGAGGAGGUCAUUGAGGAUGAGGAAAGCGAUGCCCAUGAAGACGACGACAAUGACUACUUCAAGAAAACGCUAGCAGAGAAGGAAGAACUUCAAAAGUCUCAGAGAAGAAGGUCUUCCGUUGCUUCCAGAAGAUUGUCCGGUAUCUUCAAUAGAUCAGGAUCUGUAUCCACUCCAGGCUCUGUGGGCCCAGAUAAUGGUGAUGAAGCACAGGCUGCUCCUGUCAAAAUUAUUGGCAUUCCCACCGCAAAGCCAUCGAAAAGGAACAAGCUGUCGAUAUCGAGGGCCUCCAAGAGGCAGAGAUCUUCUGCAGCUGCUCCUAGCCAGACCUUGGUUGAGGAAGACGAGAACGCAAGCGCAGCCGCCAGAGAUGACGCAAAGAAUGGAGAGACUUCGAAAUUCCUGGGCCCAGACUUUGUUGUCGGUAUCAAUCCAGUUACAAAUAGAGUCGAGAAGUACAAAGCUCAUGCGGGUAUCCCUGGGCCCCUUAGUGUCGCACCUCCUGACCUCAUAACAACAGUUAAGGAUAUCAGACAGCUCCCGAGAAAGAUUGAUGUUGAAGAUGAGGCUUUGUAUGCAAAGCUCACGGUUCUGGCUGACGAUUUGACAGUAGCAGAGCUUUGCAAGCCAACACUUAAGAUAGGUUCUGUGAGCGGCAACUUCCAUGACGCCGAGAGCGCAAGAGGAAAAUUAGAAAAGGACAAAAAAGCACGGCGCAAGGCUCGUAUCAGAGCAAGGGAAAAGCGUAUUAGUUACGAUAAGGCUCUAGAGGAGAUCCAGCAGGAGGACAAUGAACUAAGCAAGAAGCAAAGUGAUAAGGAGAAACCCAAGGAACCGGAACAACCGACACCUAGCAACUUAAAAAUGGGAAUUUCCGGAGAUAAAAUUACGCUUGAUGCCGAAUCAAUUGUCAAAUCCAACAACCAAGCGGCAGAGAAGGGUGAUCGUCAGGUUGAGGUCGACAACUCAUACUUGAAUCCGAUUACUUCCAACUCCUACACGAAGCUGGCUUACACAGAUGCGUGGACGACAGACGAGCUUGUCCAAUUCUACAAUGCCUUGAGCACGUGGGGUACUGACUUUACGUUUAUUGCCCAACUCUUUCCUUACAGAAACAGAAGACAAAUCAAGCGGAAGUUCACUCUAGAAGAAAAGAAACGCCCAGAGCUUGUGGAAUUGGCUCUAAAAAGACAGCUUCCGCCAGACCUUGAUGCAUACUGUGCUGCUGCAGCAGAUGGUAAGAACUUUAAGUCCUUGGAAGAAGUGAAGGAGGAGAUUGAGAAGCUCAGAGAGGAUCAUGAGAUGCAUUUGAACGAGAUCCAGAGCGAGCGUGAGAGGGCGAUUAAGGAAGACUUGGAGGCCAGUAGAAAGAGAGAGAUGGAGAUCAGAACCGGAUCUAGAAUCAUGACCAGAGCCGAAAGAGAAAGAGAGUUGAGAAAGAACGAGGUUGUUGUUGGUACGGUGGAUGAUUCUAAAAAGCCAACCAGGGCUCUCAAAGGAGAGAAUUAA
Candidozyma duobushaemuli is the source of this 1809-nucleotide messenger RNA. RefSeq names its product transcription factor TFIIIB subunit. The record is from RefSeq and is a predicted model, not a curated record. Lineage: Eukaryota; Fungi; Ascomycota; Pichiomycetes; Serinales; Metschnikowiaceae. Bases 1 to 1809 code for a protein of 602 amino acids. Gene Ontology annotation, molecular function: TFIIIC-class transcription factor complex binding; RNA polymerase III general transcription initiation factor activity. The transcript has a single exon. Gene Ontology annotation, cellular component: transcription factor TFIIIB complex. Gene Ontology annotation, biological process: RNA polymerase III preinitiation complex assembly; transcription by RNA polymerase III.